AUGGAUGCACAGAUGCUAGAAGAGAAGAUGAAUGAAGCCCGGAGCAAAUUUGACCGAGCUUGUCAACAAAUAAUUUUGCUUGACCAAAAGAUCAAAGACCUGGAGGUCAGGUAUCGGCGGGCAGUCAAAAACAAGAAAAAUUCCUUCAGGUAUAACUUACGACUACGGUUAUCGGUGGUGACAGGGGUGAAGAUGAUGUACCACCACUAUGCCAGUACUAAAGCCGAGGAAAUUAACAAACUGCGAAGACUUGUGCAGGAGGUCGAACAACCCGAAGUGGAGGUGGUGACACAGAGAAUUGUCUUACCAUGA
Candidula unifasciata is the source of this 312-nucleotide messenger RNA. NCBI's taxonomy places the organism in Eukaryota, Metazoa, Mollusca, Gastropoda, Stylommatophora, Geomitridae. The record is from the annotation of a GenBank genome assembly.